This is a messenger RNA of Archocentrus centrarchus (flier cichlid), 1697 nucleotides long. RefSeq names its product EBNA1 binding protein 2 (gene ebna1bp2). The record is from RefSeq and is a predicted model, not a curated record. Lineage: Eukaryota; Metazoa; Chordata; Actinopteri; Cichliformes; Cichlidae. Gene Ontology annotation, cellular component: nucleolus; nuclear periphery; preribosome, large subunit precursor. The transcript has 9 exons. Gene Ontology annotation, biological process: ribosomal large subunit biogenesis; rRNA processing. The coding region runs from base 106 to 1050 and encodes 314 amino acids.
ACUUCCUCUCCACGUGAAAGGCUCCUUAUGGUCCAUGUGAGGAGCAUCCCGUCCAAACUGUAUUUCUUCACGUUUUAAUACGGAUAAUUCCCACAUACCAGUUUCAUGGUUAUCGACUGCAGGACAAUGGAGUCCGCAGAGGAGGAGGCACUGCUCGUUCAGGAUUCAGAGGAGGAAAACAGUGAGUUAUCGGACGAUGAGCUCCAAGAAGCCUUCGCGAAGGGGUUGUUGAAACCUGGAAUGAACCUUCUCGUGGAUAAACCCAAAAAGUUCGCCAAUAAUGUGGAGGGGUUGAAACAGUGUCUUGCUGACUUUCGUAAAGAUCUUCCCUGGGUGGAGAGAUUGAGCCUGACCAACCUGCCAGCUGCAGAUGUCCUCCCUCAAGUUGAAGGGACAACUUCAGCUCUGGCCGGUGGGGAAGUGGAUGCUGAUGAUGAUUUCCAGAGAGAGAUGUGCUUUUACCGUCAAGCUCAGGCUACAGUCCUCGAGGCGCUGCCACUCCUAAGCAAGCACGGUAUAGCCACUAAGAGGCCCGAUGACUACUUUGCCGAGAUGGCCAAAUCUGAUCAGCACAUGCAGAAGAUCAGGAAAAAGUUGAUCUCAAAGCAGAUGAUUCUGGAGAGGUCAGAGAAGGCCAAAAAACUGCGUGAGCAACGGAAGUUUGGCAAAAAGGUCCAAAUAGAAGUGAUCCAGAAGAGACAGAAGGAGAAGAAGGCCAUGAUGUCUGCUGUAAAGAAAUACCAGAAAGGAAUGACUGAUAAACUGGAAUUCUUGGAAGGAGACCAGAAGAUGAAUAAUCAAUCCUCUCAGGGUUCAAAGAAAGCAGUGAACAAAAAGGGUCCCAAUAAUAAGAGAAAAUUCAAGGAGCAGAAGUUUGGCUUUGGAGGCAAAAAGAGUGGAAAGAAGUGGAACACCAAGGAAAGCUACAACGAUGUGUCCAGUUUCCGUGCCAGAAUAGCUCAUGGCAAGGGAGGGAAGAAAGGGAAAGGAGGAAAACAAAAUAAACGUCCAGGCAAGUCUGUGCGCAAGAAGAUGAAGGGUCGAUCGUAGAGAUGAACAGGCGGGUCAGCAGACUGGACUUUGGACUCUGCUUUUUGGCAGGAUUUGCCUUAGGGGACUAUGAGCUCUUCCACACUUUUUGGUACUAUAUGCCUUCCAUAGAUGCAUUUGGAUUGAUAUGGAGGAGCAUUAUAAGUGCCGUUUAAGGCCUUUCUGACUGCUGAGGAAGCCAUUUGUAGGACCUGAAAGGCCCCCCCCCCCAAAAAAGGACUGCUCCAAAAUAGUUUUACAAGCUGUUUUCCUAAGUUUGAGAAAGACAGUGUUAAUUGCUACACUGGUAUUCGUAUCUGUGGCUGCAGUUGUCCCUAUAGUUUUUUACAAGGUGGUUUUAUGAUUACACCUCAGUAUCUGUACCUUCUACUGACAGUGUGCUCUUCUGAGGUUGGCGUGUUCUGUUUUACUUUUCAAACUCAGCUCCUUGACUCAUUGAUUCUCUCCCUUGUGACAUGACAUUUUAGAAUAUUGAGCAGCUGUCAGUUUUGCCCUUUCCCAUUCAUUCAUAUGAUUAGUAUGUGAUGGGCUUGUGUGCUUUGUACAGACCUGUGCAAAUGUUUCCAAUGCAAGUGUUUUUCUAAGACAGGUCAGCUUCUGUGCUGACACCCGAAUGAUGGAAAAAAUACAUUUCAGUAAGUGUUCAA